GUACUUUAAUCUCUAGGUCGUAUUUUCUUCAUAUGAGGGUUCACCAAGUAAUAACAGGUUCAUGCAAUGGUGGUUAUUCACAUAUCGCACAAGCAAAGAUUCGGGGAUCUAACUACGUCGUGUAUGCCAGCGGGUGCGAUGUAGUUAUUUUGAACGAGUCGUUUUGUCGCAGUCAGGUGAUUUCUGGGUGUGAGUUAGGAAACUCCGUUGUAACAGCUGUUGCUUUUAAUCACCAUUAUGGAAAGAUUGCCAUUGCUAACGCUGAUGGAAUAUUUAUUUACGUACCUCAGGGAACAACAGGAAAUGCGCUUACUAACUCGUUAAAACUAUUUUGGUCGUUCUCUGAUCACUUAUCAUUACCAUCAAAAGCGGGAGUUUCAUGCCUUUCCUGGUCUCAUAGACCCUGUUUUCAAUUUCCAACUAGUGGCUUAUUGGCAGGCCUUAAUGAUGGAAGCUUAUUUAUGUGGCGAUCAGGUGUUACAGGCAAUAUCACUGAAUCAACUCUUCGUUUUCACAUCGGAGCUAACUCAACAGGUUCAGAAUAUGGUCUUGACUCUGAUCCUGUUCCUAAGAAAUCUCUGUCAACAGAAGUACCGAGUAAAUGGGAAAUUGUAUGGUGUCAUCGACUAAACGGAACUCCUCUGCAGGUUGAUUUCAGUCCAGAUGGUUCAUACUUUGCCACCAUUACCAAAUAUCAUGAUAAGAGAAGUCAACAUAAUGAUCAAAAGUCUGAUACUGAAAUGCAUGUAUGGUUCCGUGAUCCUUUCUCUGAUUUGAUUCCAUCAAAACACAGUUAUGAUGAACAGUUUCGAAUGACUGAAAAUUGGGAAUCUAUCUUCUUACCGCAUCCUUGUAAUGUUUGUUCGUUUAGCUGGCGCCAUACCAGCAGAUAUCUCCCUAGUGGUUGGAUAGCAAAUGUAUUAUUAACCGCGAGUGAAGAUAAUUUAUGUCGUGUAUGGAUUGAAGUUUCAACAAAUCAUUCUAAUUUAUCAAACACAUACAAAGGUAUCAAUUCUUUACUGUCUAAAUCAAUUUCUAAGAAUGAACCAGAAAUUCCAAUAUCAUCUACUACAAUGAAAGUACGCCUACCUUUAGGUCAUCUGACCGAUAUACCAUUCAAAACGAAAAAUACAAGUGAUCCAGUCAAUCAGUCGCAUGAAUCUUCAACGCAAUAUCUCACUUUAGAACUACCUAAUUGUUUUUUAACACAUCCAAUUUUAAAACAUUUUCUAGAUUUAUGGUUGACUGAUCCUUUGUCAAACAUUGAAGUGGAUUAUGGAUCACAAUUAUCAUCGUCUACAAUAAAAAUAGAUGAUAAAAAGUUUAACUAUACACAAAAUAUAUUUCCACAAUUUGUGUUUACCACAUCUUUACCAUUGGAUUCUUUCCCGGAAUUAUGUAAUCUCUCAUCUGCAAAUAAUUCACAAGUUGGUCGACUUGUUGUUCAUUGGUUCAAUAAUAAAGAAUAUCGUUUGAGUACACAAUUGGAAUCGUUUUUAAAGGAUACAAUAUCACGAAUUUUAGCUAUCCCAACUCAUAUUGCUCUCGAUAAUACAUCCAAUAUCAAUAACAGUAAUAAUAAUUUCAUGACUCCAGAAUUGUUAGAUCAAAUAGCUUUGAUGGAUCAGACUGUUUUUCGAUUAUUAAGUGAAUUACAACAUGCCCCGGAUGUCGCAUUUGCAAUACAUCCUCUUGAUGGAAGCCUUAUUGUUUGGUAUAUACAUGGUUUGGAUUUAUCUAUUCCUAAUCCAGAAGGUAUACGAACUCAUAAAGUAAUUAUUCCAUACGAAUCAUCAUUUAAUCGUGAUCAUAAAUUUGGAUAUGAAUCUUCAUUUAUAAUUACACCUAAUAUAAAUAAUCGUUUAACACAAGUUACAUGUAGUAUAAGAUCACGUUUACAUCAAGUUAUUCCAUUCGAUGCAGCUCAUUCAUUAACAUCAAAAUUAUUUACUUAUUUAACAACAGAUUAUUCUAAACAUUUUAUGAAUUAUUUUCAUAAUGAAAAUAUAAUGAAUCAACAAAAAUUACAAAAUUUAUCCGAUACUACUGAAAUCACUAAUAAGUAUUUAAUAACAAUUAAUUAUCAAGAUUAUUUAAAUAUAUUUUGUCAUUUAUUCUUAUUACAAUAUACAAUUAGACAAUGUUUAUUAAAAUGGUCAAAAAUUUCUAUGAAACUUAUGAAUAGUAAUAAUAAUAAUAGUAGUAAUCAGAAAAAUACAUUGAAGCAAUUAAAACAGACAGUAUUAAAACCGAUUUUAUCUUCUUUGGCUCAAAUUCAUUUGAAUUCAACAACUUUUCAAGCACGAACUCCAAAUUCCUCACAUGUAGCUAUGAUCACUAUGCAUACUAAUGGUUCAUUACGUUAUUGGCGUAUCGAUGUAUCAGAGAGUAGUCAUUAUCAAUGGAUUGUCGGUGUAUCUAGUUGUGCACGUUUAAGUGGACAUCGAUUUCAUACAAACAUUAUCGUACCACAUCCAAUAUUACCUCUCGCUUUGAGCACAUCACAUUAUGAGCAUAAAUUAGAAAAAUUACCAAUUGAUGAAUCUACCAUAACAACAACAUCAUCACCAUAUAAUUCAAUUAAUAAAGACAAUGAGAAAAUUACUAAUUAUAGUGAAAUAAUUUUAUGGUAUGUUUCAUCAGUUGGUCCACUUACCACCGGUUACACAUCAUCGUUACUAUCAAAUUAUCAAUUUCAUUGUUCACAACAUGCUACCACUAAUAAUAGUAAUAAUAAUACUGAUUCGGAAUUAUAUAACAAUCAAUUUAUUACAACUGAUAUUAAAGGACCAGGUAAUAUAUCAUCAAAUGGUGGGAUUUCAGAAGUGGCUCGUUUAAUCUUCUCCAAUAUAUCAUCGAAUACAUCUUUAACAUUUAAAUAUAUUGCAUGGUUCCCAUGUCAGGUGACAACAACUGCUACAUCAUAUCCCGUUGCAUUGUUUGUUGCCUCUUUAGAUGGUAAUCACGAUGAUAAUAAUAAUAAUAAGAAGAAGAAUGAGCAAAACAAUGAUCAACUUGGACUAUUUUUAACAUUUUCUAAAUUUAAACAAAUUAAUAAUAAAUCUGUAUUAGAUGAGAAGAUUAAACAAGAUCAACAGAAUCAUUUAUUGCAUAGUUCAUUGAAUUCUGAUACAUUGGGAUGUAUUAUUCAAUUAAAUUAUAAAUUACCAUAUUCUAGUCAAAUUGAAAAUUAUGAAAAUUUCAAUGCUGAAACAUUAAUAUUACAUGUAUUUCCCAGUGAAUUAAUUAUGUCCAAAUCAGAGAGUUGCAAACCAAUAAAUACUGUAUUAACUAAUACUACUGAUCAAAUGGAAAGUUCUACUAAAUCAGAUAUGAAUUCUUUAUCAACGUUUUUGAUUGUUCGUAUGACACGUUAUAAUUUACGGAAUGAAACAGCCAACUCUUCUGUUGUUCUAACUUCAUGUAGUGAGACGGAUUUUUGUCGUAUGGAAAUGUGGCGUGUUUGUGUUUCAACGAAUACUAAGUCUUCUUCUUCUUCUUCUAAUAUGAUGAUAGAUGGAAAUUCUUCCAUUAAGAAUUGUAUAACCGACAAAUCGGAUCUAAUCAGUGAUAAUCUUACGACCAUAUUUAACAAUUUAAUAACAGAUGGAAUUAAGGUAUGUGAUUGUAAAUUACAUUUACCAUCAGGUGUAUCUAUUGUUUGUGCUCAAGUAUCAGCAGCACAUGUAAGUUGGGCUGCUUUAUCAACAUUUAAUGCACCACCGCCUUAUUUAAUUGUUACUGCAUGUUCAGAUGGUUGUUUACGAUUUUGGCGAUGUGAAUCUGAUUCAAAUAGUAAUAAUUUCACUUUGGAAGGAGUCCACGAUCAAUUUACAUGGGAAGAAUGGCAAAUGCCAUUAAUGCAAUCAAUGUCUAGUUGUAUUGAAUUACAGCUACAUACCAAUAAUAAUAAUAAUGUUAAUAAUAAUCAUAAUAAGUCAACUCGUGUCAAUGAUGUAUCACAGAUGAAUAAACCCAUUAUUCUAGACAUAGAUUGUGCAUAUAGUGGACGAUUAGCUGUGGCAUAUACUUCAUCACAAUUAUGUAAUAAUGAUAAUAUGGACAAACAUGGACAAUCAAAUUUAGAUUGGAUUCAAAGUAAUAAGAAUGAUUUAACAAUCUAUGUUACUGUUUAUGAAUGUGAAUCUAGUGGUGGAUGCGAAUGGAUCUUAGAAGAUACCAUUGAAUUAACAUCGGAAUAUUGUCCUUUUCAAAAUAAUAUUGAUAAGUUAUCAUCUAUUCAAUUGGAUUGGGUUAAUGCAGAAGAUGGCGGACAUUUACUAUCAAUCAUUAUUGAUUCGGAAAUAUUUGUUUUUGCCCCGGUCUGUCAAAAUUUUUCAUUAAGUCGUAAUAAACUACGCGGUGGGCAUGCAUGUCAGCCAACAUUAAUGACUACAAUUGGUGAAGUGUAUGUAGGUUGGAAACCUAUCGCUUGUACUCGUAUAGUCACAGCUGACUUCAACUCUUCAUCAUCGUUAUCAUUAUCAUCUCUUACAUCCAUCGAAAAGAAGAAAUCAAUGCAAACACAAAAACAAGAAUCUUGUUGGCGAUAUUCUUCAACUACUGCCUUGCAUGGUGGUAGUAAUCAUCGUUGUUUUAUCAAACAAGCUGCAUGGCUUCGUGAUGGUCUGUUACUAAUUAGUGCAAAAACUGAACUUCAGUUGUUUAGUCAAUGGCCAUCAGAUAAUUUGUAUAGUUUAUUUAAGUGGCAUGUAAAACCUAAACUGAGCAAUACCAAAUCAUUGUAUAAUUCAUCAAGUGCGAAUGAGUCAUUCGAUGCAACAGCAACGACAACAACAUCCGAUACUGUGGAUGAUUCUACAGUUUCUGGAAGCUCCAAUAUGUCAGUAGCACGUUUAACUAAAGCUUAUUCACCAUAUCCUUUAAAGUCAUCACCUUCACGAUCAAUGUUGCAUGCUGCUUCAGGUCAUUCUAGUUUGUCUAAUUUACAUGCUACUUCUAAUAAUACUACUAAUACUACAUCCGAUACCACUAGUGACAAUUUUAAAAUAACUAGAAAAAUGAGCCAAAUUGACUUGAAUCGUGCCAGCGGCAGUGGAUUAGACGUUAAAUCAAAUGAACAAUUAUUGAAAGAUUUGGAACUCUUAUCGAAUCUUGGAUUAUUCGAGGCUAUUCAAAUUGUUAAUCCAAUACUUCCUCAAUUCCAUCCUCGCCAACUCUUGGAAUGGAUGAAUUUGGGUCAUUUACGUCGUAUAAAAGCGAUAUUAGCGCAUUUAACUAGAUGUUUAUCCGCUAUUGGCAAUUCAUCCCAACGGUCAAGCAGUCAGUCUGAUAGUCAUCGUAGAAUGACGAAAGGUAAUUUAAAUUCAGAACUAACCAAUUUUGUUAUCGAAUCAUUCGACUCUACCAUAACAUCAAAAAUGUCGACAACAACAACAAGAAUAAAUAAUACAACAUCUAAACCAGUGUCUUCAAUAUCUCAUACACCUCAUUCUUCAAAUAAUCUUUUAGAAAUGCAUACAAUACCUCCUUUACCAUUGUAUGUUCUAUUAGCUGUUGAUUCAUUGCAAGUAACCGAUGUUAAUGCAGAUGUGAAAUCGAACAAACAUUUCGAUUCUAUAAAUGAAUGGAAUAAUGAACAUGGAUUGACUGACGAUUCAAGCAUCUUCCAAAUACAAGAUGAUGAUUUAAAUCUCAGUUCGAAUAACGAUGAUGACGAUUAUGAUGUGACAGAUAAAAGUAACCCAUCAAAAACUAUUCAUCAUUCAAAUCCAUCAUUCAAUACAUCUGCAAACAAAUCAUCACAUUUAUAUGGAUUUAGUAUAUGGUCAUUGAAACCUGCAGCAUUAGCCCGUAGUAUACAAUUUUCAGAAGAUGAUGCCCGUCUUCUUGCUGAUCAUUUGUCAACUCAACGAUUACCUGGUCUUUCAUCACUGGAUCAAAUGUAUUUAUUGGGUAUAGCUGAUUUAAUGGCGAAAACACGUUCCGAUAUUACGGAUUGCUUGUCAAAAGUGCAUUCAUCAACUAAAGAAAAGAAGCUGGAUCAAUUGCCACGACGAUUAUCGAUUAAACAGGAUUCUAAAGAAGGUUUAGAUGAGUGUGGUCUUCGAUUUCUUUUAACAGUUCAAUUAUAUUCUUAUUUAAGUAAAACAUUACCACCUGCACGUCGAUCACAACUACUUUCGUCUGGCCUAACUAAUUCCAGUCUAGUAUGGGCAUAUCAUUCGGAUUCACAAGAAGAACUACUAUCACAAUUACCAAUAGUUUCUAAUCAAUUAGGCGGUAGUGAAGUCAGCGGUGCUGAUUCAUUAGAAUUAAAUUGGUCAGAUUUCAAACGAUACGGUUGUGGUUGGUGGAUACGAAGUGAAAGUCUUCUGAUUCGCUGCGCUGAGAAAAUGGCUCGUACAGCAUUUCAAAAUACUAAAGAUCCAAUGGAAUCUGCUGUCUUUUAUCUGGCUAUGCAUAAAGCUAAAAUGGUGGCUGCAUUAUUCAAAACCACUGGUAAUAAAACAUUGGAGAAUUUCUUCCGAUCCGAUUUUACACCAGGGCAACCAGCAUGUCGUCAAGCUAAAUUAAACGCAUUCCGUUUACUAAGUCAACAUAAAUAUCUUCAGGCUGCUGGAUUAUUCUUAUUGGCUGGAUGUUUAAAUGAUGCAGUACGUGUUUGUUUGGAUACUCUGAAAGAUUUACAAAUGGGUAUUUUAUUAGUUAGACUUUAUACAUCAUCAGCUCAAGGUAUUCCAGGUCAACAAACAACGACAUCCUCGACGUAUCAUGAUUUUCUAAGAGAACACAUAAUUAAACAUCAAGAUCCAUUCCUAAGAAGUAUGGCGUUUUGGACAUUGGGUGAUCCAUUAGCUGCCUUGCAAACAUUAUUAGAAGGACCUGGAAUAUUAAGUAAUUCUGAAGAUUUUAUCGUAUCUGAAAAGAGAGAUAGUUUAACCGAUUCAAUCUAUCAAAGCCCACAACAUCCUCAAUAUCUUAGUGGUAGUCAAAGCGUCAUAACUGGUAGGGAUGCUUCAAAACCAUCAUCUGUAUGUCCAAGUGUUUUCAAAUUCUACACGUAUCUACAAUCACAUCCAUUAGUUUUACGUCAUCAACGUUUACAAGCUCCAAAUCUAAUCAAUUCUACUAUAUUAUAUCGUGUAAAAAGUUUAGAAAGACGUUUAUACUUUCGUACUGCCCAUCAUUAUUUUAUAUUGGGUUGUCCAACAUUAGCAUUGGAAGUUUUGACCAAAUUACCACCAUUGGAAUCUUCCGAUUCAUCAUCUAUACUUGGUUUACAUAGAAUGUCAGUUAAUGAAUCUAUCGAAAAUAAAUCAAGGCGUCAAUCGGUAUUCUCUUCAGAUGCUGUCGUGCAAUCUGUAAAUAAACAAAAUAACGAUGAUGAUAUUUUCACAUUCAUGACACCUGAUGUUCCUUUGCAAAAAUCUACAACAGAAGAUCAAUUUACACUUGAAUGGAGUGAUGAUAAUGAUGAUCAGACGGAUCAUGAUGAUACUAUUGAUCAUGUGAAGAGUAAUACAGUUCAUAUGAAUCAAAAACAACAAAUGUUAUCACCAUCAGCCCAACAACGACCUUCACUUCAUUCAAUAGGUAGUUAUAAUAUCGAAAAUCAAGGUGUAGUGGACUUAAUGGCAAAUCAAUUGAAAUUUAUUGCUUGUUUAAAAAUUUUGGCGGAAGAAUUAAGUACACUGGCUGCUGGCGCUGAAUCUGAAGGUGUUUCACUUCGUCAACAUGUUUGGCAAUGGCUUGAAAAUGAAUUAGCUAGUGUCAAUACAUUGACUGGUUUAACGAAAUCAUCCAUGACAACACCAACUGUAACUUCUGCGACUCAUUCAACUAAUAAUCCCGUUGUUGUUAGUGAUGAAAAGUUGAAUGAACCUAGUUUUGAUUAUUCAGAAUUUUCCGGUCCACUGACUACAACUUCAUAUUUAUUAACUACACGAAAUGCUGGUACCGUUUUAGCUGGUAUCUUAAUGAAUUUAUCAAAUGUUUCUCCGGAAAUUCGUGAUGCCGAGUUAAAACGAUUAAAAACACGUUAUGAUUGGAUAAAAGCUCAUGAACCUUUUCUAAUAUCGUUAAUUAAUUUCUGUGAUCUGUAUGGGUCUAGUGGUAUACGAUUACCAGCAGUUCGUAUUGAAUUAUCCCUAUUACUUGGUGAAUUAUAUUCAACAUCUUAUUUAUUUACAAGUCAAUCAACAAUAUCGUCACAAAAUAAAUCCGAUAAUAAUCUGUUAGUAGCAUCACGUCCAACCAAUACCAAUGUCUGUUAUCCUUCUCUUGAUUCUUCACGUUGGCCAAUAUCACCAAUGGCUUUAAUUGAUGGUAUACCUUUAUUGCGUACAUUGAUGCGUCUACCACCGGGUGCAUUACUUCUACCAGACUCAGUAAAGCGUAUCAAGUAUAUGGUUCAUGAUUUAAUCACUUGUCUGGAAUCAUUACCACCUCCAUUUUUAGUAAGUGUUCUGUUACCUUUUCCUUAUCAACAAUGCAAUUGUACCAGUACUACUACUAAUACUACAGCAAGGACAUCGAAAUCAUCUGUUACAUCUUCAUCACCAUUUCAUUGUCCUGAUUGUAUUUUGGCACCUACAGGCGAUCGUCAUCGUAGAAUAUUUUUAUUACGUAAUCUAUGCGCUGCUCUUUCUGGAUGUAUACAUCAAUGUUUAACUGUUGGCGGUUGGUUUGGUCUUGGUUAUGCAGUCGAUGAGAACUCCAUGCAAUCCUCUGAUACAUCAUCUCCAUUGACAAAAAAAGUACUUGCUCUACCUGCAACAAGUACUAUCAAUGCUCGUUCAGUUGAUCGUUUAUGUGUAUCUGGUCAGAUAUUUAGACCAAAUACAGAACCGUCUAAAUGGCCAGGUUUAACAUGUUUAAAAAGUUAUACUGAACCUCAAUUACAAAGUAAUAGUGUAAGUAAUAGUCAAAUUAUUCGUAUCACAUCAACACAAAAUCUAUCAGAUCGUGACUUAUCAUCGCCAUCGUCAUCUGUAACACGUAUUCAAUCUGUGGAUCGUCGUCGAAUUAUUGGUUUAUUAUCUCAAGUUUUAGCUGCAUCCUAUUUCGGUUUAUUAGUUUAUGCAUUGCAUACUCGUGAUACAUUCACAUUAUAUCGAUUAGCUUGUGCUCGAUUAGAUGGGAAAACAUGGAGUCGUGUAUUCGGUGGAACAUAUCGAGCUAAACCUUUUCGACCACCAACACAACCUGGUACUACUGCUACUAUUACUACUACUAGUAAUAGUAGUAGUAAUGUAUCAAGUAAUAUAACUUCUGAAAAGAAGCCUCUUCCACCGAGUCGACCUAAACGACCGACAUCCUCUACUCUUAAACAUGACAGGUCGAAAUCAAGAAGUCCAGAGAAAGCUGUUACACGAGCUAGGGACCAUGCAGCUGCAGCUAUCGAAGUUGCACUGAAAAUUGGUAGCCCACCAAAUCCCACAAAGUUAACUAGUCAACAUAUACGUUUUUUGGCACAUGCUGAAGCUGCGGCAAUAGCAGACUUAAAAUCUGACACAACCAGGUACGAUGGUGUAGAGAAUAAAGUUUCAGAACAAGCCACCAACGACACCACCACAAAAACAACAACAAUAUCUCAGUCAUCUGUCAGUCCAGAGGAAUGGUUUAUAUUUGCCCAAUCUUCCAUUCUCUCUUGUCUUCUGGAACGUCCUCCAAAACAAGCUGACUUAAUUGAUGAUCCCAGUGAGAUUUUCGAUUCCGAUGCUAGUGAACCAUCUUCAAAGAAUGAAUACGAUACAUAUCAUGGAGCUUUAUUAAAACAACAACGUCGUAUUAAUCGAGUACAACGCUUUAUCAAACAUUGUUCUAAUUUAAAACAACGUAAAGCUGUACGACACCGUCUGAAAAAUUCGUUACAUUAUCGUUUAACUGGACAGUUUAUGAAUCAUACCGAUGAUAAUCAUGACCAAAGUGAUGGCGAUGGUGUUGAUAUGAAUCCUAAUGAACAAUUGGAUGUUAAUGAUGUUGAAGAUGAUGACAAUGAUGAUGGUCAACAUUAUUCUGAUCAUCCUUAUAAUUUACAAGAUUAUGAUGGGGUUAAAAAUGCCGUAGUAACUGAAGGGAAAGAUGAUUCUGGGAAAGUAUUAUCCUCUCCUACAAAAUUAAAUCUCUCCAGUUUACAACCACAGUGGAUUUUACGACGUUUACAUUUGAAUCCAGAUUUUAUGGAUACCUGGUGGGGUAGUCGACUAGAAUCGGAAUUCUAUGAAGCAUUGAAUAUUUUCUACAUGAAAUCUGACAAAAGACAAGCAACACAUACUAAUUUAAAAGAUUUUACCGAAUUUAAUUCUACUGUUGGUGGUGACCCAACUGAUGACAAUAACGAUGAUGAGGAUGAAGAUGUUGGUGAAGAAGAUGAUUAUAAUCUGACGGUCGAUGCUUUAGGAAAUCAUAAAUUAGCAUUUUUUGAAAAUGAUCGUCAAUGGACUUACAGUGAUAGUUACGCAUGGAGACUGAUACGUUUGGGUUUAAUGCAACUGGCUAAACGAGAAUUGAAUAGACUUAUACAAAUUAUUGAUUUCAGUGGAGAAGAUUUGGCUGUUCAUGCACCAGGUUUAAUGACGUUAACACGUCUAGCCGAUUGUUGGUUGGUUGGUUAUCGUUCAGAAUUAACUUCACCACCAGCAUUGAAUCCGAUUCAUUUAAAAUUGCAGCAUAAAGGAUUUGUUAAUGAACAUUUUGUACCACCGACAGAUUUCCUACCAGGCAUUCAAGAAGAUUUAUCUUCUUCGAUUACACAAACGGCUGCUGGAAUUAAAACUGGUAGCAAUUUGACAGUUGGUGUUGAAGUGUCAAAAUUAGACUUUCCUUCACCCGGAGCAACAAGAUCGAUGUUACGUUUGAAAAAGUUAAUAAAUUUUAAAAAUACUCCAUUUCAAACACGUGAUCCAUUCUCAUUACCUGUCAAACGUUUAUGGUGUUACUUAGUUCGACAACCUGGAAUAGAUGAUAUAUUUUUACGUCAUAUAUUUCGUGAACCAUGUCUUAUACAGUCCGUUAUUACACCGAAUAUUAAAUUAACAUUAUCACCAUCACCUUCGUUAUCAUCAUCAUCAGUUGCUUUUGGAUCAUCGGAACUUAACCAUCCACCUGGUUUGAUAAAUUCUACAUCAUCGUCUAAUCUGAAAAAUGUUUCUUCUGCUGCAUUGACUGAUAUUCCAAAAUCGUCAGGGAAGCAAACAAGAAUACAACAACAACAGACCCAAUCUUCAAAUCAAACUGUUUCAGGAUCUCUACUGUUUAAUGAUGCUGUUCGUCUUAUUCAUAAAGAACAUGAUCCACUUAUAGCUAUGUGUAUUAAUCAGGUUAAUUACAAUGCAAUUGCAAUCGCUACACCGAAAGAAAUUAUUGAGUUAGAUAUUGAAAAUCUUGUUCAUUUACCAUCAUGGUAUACUGAUGAAGUUGAAUACGAUUUAGAAUUAAUGCGCAAACCCCAAUUACGUCGAUACCCUGAAGGCGGGACUGAUGAUUUUAUUGUAUGUGAUACAAAUCCAACAAAAGUUGGUAGUAAUGAUCAUCAUUCGGAGGCUACAACAUCAAAUAUAACAUCUUCACCAGCCACACCCCUAUCUACUGGUGAUAGUAAUCCUAGCGGUACACAUGUGAUAUUAAAACGAACUUUGCCCGCUGUUUAUAGUUUAACUUCGCAUCCAACAUUGCCAUAUUAUCUAUGUGGAACAGGUACCGGUUCAGUGCAUAUGUUCGAAUGGUCAACUCCAGUACCAGUUGUUGCUGGAUUUACAAAUACUUAUAGUUUAACAACUGCUGGUAUGUUAGGACAAUUUCCAGCUGGUUCAAGAGGUGCACGUGUAACAGCAUUACAAUUUGAUGAUAGUGGAUAUCGUUUUGGUUGUGGAGAUUCUGAAGGAAAUUUCGGUUUAUGGAAUUUAUAUUCAACUAUGCCAGGCAAAUUACCAUAUUUUCGUUGUCGUUGCCAUGCAAAAGGUUUAGCAGAUUUCUGUUUCCUUGGCUGUAGUAGUCUAAUAGCUACAGUUGGCAAUGGCGGGAUGACUACAACAACUACACAUAUUGUCAGUGGAAUAGAUGUCAGUGGGGCUGGUGUAGGUGGCAUUGGUAGUGGUCUUAGUUAUGGCGGCGGCAAUAGUGGUAUUGGUGGGCCAACACACUACACUUCUGCCAAUAUCAUAGGUAGUAGUAGCAGCAGCGGCGGAGGUGGUGGCAUCAGUUAUUUCGGGGGAACUGUUAAUACAGAUCAAGAUGCAUCACAUUUAACACUAUGGGAUACUUUAUUACCAGCGAAUCGAUGUGGUGUUAUUCGUGUUCUUGACCCAGAAUUGGAUGCUCCAUGCACAUCAAUUGCUUACUGUGGAUCACUUACAAACACCAAUAGUUGGCCGUCCAAUACAAACAUUUAUUCUAGUAACAAUAUUAUAAAUUCACUAACUAUGGGAGCUAAUUCAAAACGACUCUUCACUAAUAAUGAUAGAACCGUUAUUGUUGGUACUAAAAAUGGUGAUAUAUGUACUGUGGAUAUGCGAAAUCCAAAAGUAUUGCAUAAAUUCUCAGCUCAUGAUGCACCAAUAAGAACAUUAUGUAUUGAUUCAGCAACUGAUUGUUUAGUUACUGGUGGAGCGGAUGGAAUUGUUAAAAUAUGGAGGCUAUCUGAACGAGAAUUAUUGACUAGUUUCUGUGGUGACCUGCACCCAAGUCGUGGUGCAGCAGCUGUCGCCGCCGCCGCUCUAUUCAGAGGCAAUCAAUCAGCAGCUAUAAUUGCUGCUACUAAUCCAGGUAUUUCAGAUAUUCGUCUAUUGCCAACGGUUACAGGAGCAGCAUUGAUUCAUGUCAAUAACGGUAAUAAUAAUAAUGACAGUAAUUCUACUAAAAAUAAUGAUUGUUCGACAAAUCUAAAUAACCAAAUGCCUAUUACACACUCUUCUCAUGAUCAGAAAUGUUCAAUGACUGCCGCAUCAACAGCUUGUCGAUUUUUAAGUUGUGGUGCUGAUGGUGGGCUACGUAUGCGUUCAUUAGUUGUUCGACCAAAACCUUCUAUAGUUUGUUAAUGGAAGAAUUAGAUAGAAGAAUGAAAAACAUAAAGCAUAAUAUUAUAUACUUCAUAUUAUUUAUCUUACCUUAUUACUUAUUGAAAGCAUUCCAUACUCAUUACACUUAUACUACUUAUUGUUAUGCUUACUUAUAAUCAUAUGAUUUUGUUACACUUUUCAUCUAUUUAUAUGCGAGUGUGCAUUGUUAUCCUUUAAAUUUAGCCAAAUAAACUGAAUAAUCUAUGCACCA
Messenger RNA from Schistosoma margrebowiei, 13233 nucleotides. NCBI's taxonomy places the organism in Eukaryota, Metazoa, Platyhelminthes, Trematoda, Strigeidida, Schistosomatidae. The record is from the annotation of a GenBank genome assembly.